UACCCACUCGUAGUCAUGUUGAUUUAGUGCACCAUGCUAGAUGUCACCUAAAUCACGCGUUAGUUAUGUGUUGAAAUUUAUUGCUUCAAGGAAAUUUCUUGCUCCUUAUUUUCCCAUAUUUGACCGGAGUUGACUUCACUUUUCUUUUUUCUCGUAAUGAUUUAUUAUCUCGCUGGCCACGCUACAAUACAAUACAACUCUUGAUUCUGUUUCUUAGAUUCCUAUUUCUAAACAAGGAUUAUGUUCCAAACCAGCGCUUCUCUUAAUAUCCCAACCUUUAAGUAUGUAGGGGCUUCAAAGCUUGACUAACAAGCGAGAAAUUUGACUUUGAGAAAGUUUGUUCCUUUCCCAACAGGAGGAUGUAUAAAUCUCCAAGUCAGGCGCGGCAGCGCACUUUUCCAUUGCUUUCUCUAAUAGGAGCUCGAAAACCGGUUGCUAACUGCUGAUUCUUUCAAUUCUCAACGCAAAGAAUUCCAAUAAAGCUAUUAAUUCUGUUUCUUGAUUCAGAUUUCGAAACCAGGAUGGAAGCCCUUGCUGUUACAGUCUUGGAAAAGUUGAGUUCUGCAGCUUACAAAGAGCUUGAAAUCAUUUGGAAUCUCAAAGAGGAUAUCGAACGAAUGAAGAACACAGUCUCCAUGAUAAAAGCUGUUCUCCUCGAUGCAGAGGCCAAGGCCAAUAACCAUCAAGUUAGUAAUUGGUUGGAGGAGCUGAAAGAUGUACUUUAUGAUGCAGAUGAUUUACUAGAUGAUUUUUCUGUUGAAAAUUUGAGAAGAAAAGUAAUGGCUGGAAAAAACAUAGUAAAACAGACACGAUUUUUCUUCUCAAAAUCAAACAAAGUAGCCUAUGGUCUUAAACUGGGCCAUAAAAUGAAAGAAAUCCAAAAGAGGCUAGAUGACAUUGCUAAAACUAAGCAGGCUCUGCAGCUGAAUGACCGCCCUAUGGAAAAUCCAAUUGCAUAUAGGGAGCAGAGACAAACUUACUCAUUUGUGAGUAAAGAUGAAGUUAUUGGAAGAGAUGAGGAAAAGAGAUGUAUUAAAAGUUAUCUACUAGAUGACAAUGCAACAAAUAAUGUUUCUAUAAUUCCCAUAGUUGGGAUUGGAGGAUUAGGUAAGACUGCACUUGCUCAACUUGUCUACAAUGAUAAUGAUGUUCAAAGGUAUUUUGAGCUAAAAAUGUGGGUGUAUGUCUCGGAUGAAUUUGAUAUAAAGAAAAUAUCUCGGGAGAUCGUUGGGGAUGAAAAGAAUAGUCAGAUGGAGCAAGUGCAACAACAACUUCGAAACAAAAUUCAAGGGAAAAAGUUUUUGCUCGUGUUGGAUGACAUGUGGAACGAGGAUCGUGAGUUGUGGCUUAAAUUGAAGAGCUUGUUAAUGGAAGGAGGAAAAGGAAGCAUGGUAAUUGUUACAACGCGUAGUCAAACAGUGGCAAAAAUAACAGGCACACAUCCACCCCUUUUCUUAAAAGGUUUGGAUUCACAAAAAUCCCAGGAGCUAUUCUCUCGAGUGGCUUUCAGCGUGUCGAAAGAACGAAAUGAUUUGGAGUUGUUAGCUAUAGGAAGGGACAUUGUUAAGAAAUGUGCUGGCAUUCCCCUUGCCAUAAGAACUAUUGGCAGCCUUUUGUUUUCUCGAAAUUUGGGCAAGAGUGAUUGGCUAUAUUUCAAAGAUGUUGAGUUUUCAAAGAUAGAUCAACACAAGGACAAAAUCUUUGCAAUCCUUAAACUGAGUUAUGAUCAUCUUCCAUCGUUUCUAAAAAAAUGUUUUGCUUAUUGUUCAUUGUUUCCUAAAGGUUUUGUGUUUGAAAAGAAAACACUCAUUCAGUUAUGGGCAGCUGAGGGGUUUAUCCAACCAUCAAAUGAUGUUAGACGUGUAGAAGAUGUUGGCCAUGAGUACUUCAUGAGUUUGCUGUCAAUGUCCUUCUUCCAAGAUAUCACUGUAGACGAUUGUGGUGACAUUUGUAAUUGUAAAAUGCAUGACCUUAUGCAUGAUCUAGCACAGCUAAUGGUCGGGAAUGAAUAUGUCAUGGCUGAAGGAGAAGAAGCAAACAUUGGAAACAAAACACGUUUUUUAUCAUCUCAUAAUGCAUUACAGUUUGCACUGACAUCAUCAUCUUCCUACAAGUUAAGAACAUUUCUCUUAUGCCCAAAAACGAAUGCAAGCAAUUAUCUGCGUCAGUCAAACGUUCUUUCCUUUUCAGGCUUAAAGUUCUUACGUGUGUUGACACUUUGUGGAUUGAAUAUUCUGGCAAUCCCAAAUAGUAUUGAAGAGAUGAAGCAUCUGAGAUAUAUUGAUCUAUCAAAGAGUAUUGUACUUAAAGAUCUUCCGCCGGGCAUUACUAGCCUACAGAACCUUCAAACUCUAAAACUUUCUGAUUGUUCUGAGCUCGAAAUAUUACCAGAAAAUCUCAACAAAAGUCUUAGGCAUCUUGAGUUGAAUGGUUGUGAGAGAUUGAGAUGUAUGCCACAAGGGUUAGUACAGUUGGUUAAUCUUCAAACACUGACACUUUUUGUACUGAACAAUAGAAGUACGAACGUAAAUGAGUUAGGUGAGCUAAACAACCUUAGAGGAAGAUUAGAAAUAAAAAGGUUGGAUUUCCUGCGAAACGCUGCUGCAGAGAUUGAAUUUGUAAAAGUACUUCUUGAGAAGGAACACCUUCAGCUAUUGGAAUUACGGUGGACGUAUGAUGAAGAUUUUAUUGAGGAUUUUCGUCAUUGGUCAUCAUUGCCUAAAAGGGUCAUACAAGAAAACAAACACCGGUUGGAAGAUGAGAAGAUUUUAGAAGGUCUGCAGCCACACCAUUCGCUUCAAAAACUAGUUAUAGAUGGGUUUUGCGGCAAAAAGUUACCAGACUGGAUAGGGAAUCUCUCAUCGCUCUUGACUCUUGAGUUCCACAAUUGCAAUGGUUUGACAUCACUGCCCGAAGCGAUGCGUAACCUUGUAUCUUUGCAGAAACUUUGCAUGUAUAACUGCUCAUUAUUAGAGGAAAGAUAUGCAAAACCAUAUGGUCAAGACUGGCGUAAAAUCUCUCGCAUCCGAAAAGUUGAGAUCCUUCCUAUGAGACCAUCAUUACUCAAGUAUUUUACUUGAGUCAAAAAUCUUUCCUCAAUCAUGGAUGUGUUUUUGAAUAUAUACUCUCUUAAAUCGAUUAAUAUUUUACGACAUUUGGAUGGUGGUUCAUACUAUGAUUGAGGUUGCUUUUAAUCACCGUAUUGAUCUCGCAGGAAACUCCUGCAGAAUGACGUUGAUGACAGACAAGAUCUCGACCUUUCCAUCCUUAGAUGCUCAACUUAUUCAUUGCUCAAUUUUAUUUAUAAAAAAUCUGAAUUUAUAUUCAUUGAUAGUUCCAUUCAUUUCUUUUGUAGUGACAUUUGAAUCAUCAAGAGAUUUUUAAUCUAUUGUUGAGAAGAACUUUUUUGAUUAGUUUCUCUUUUAUCUAUGUAAUAUUGUUUGUGA
Messenger RNA from Medicago truncatula (barrel medic), 3446 nucleotides. RefSeq names its product putative disease resistance protein RGA4. The transcript has 5 exons. The record is from RefSeq and is a predicted model, not a curated record. Bases 522 to 3080 code for a protein of 852 amino acids. Gene Ontology annotation, molecular function: ADP binding. Lineage: Eukaryota; Viridiplantae; Streptophyta; Magnoliopsida; Fabales; Fabaceae.